GACAGCCUGCAAGGUUGGUCCCCUUCCCCUGUCGCAGGUAAGAUCGGAGUGACGGGCUAAAGGGCGGUGACGGCAGAGCUACGACACACGAACACAGAGCUACAACAAGGGAGGGUUUCGUACAAAACUUGCUGGAUUUUUCGGGCAAGAGACUUUACAAGUUUUAUAAUUCCAGGAUUUUUUUUUCUUCUCCUCAUCGUUUGGCCUGAGAAGUUAAAAACCUUGUUAAGAAAUGAGUGCCUGCGCUACAGCGCUGAUUGUCAUAGCGACCAUUCUGGGUCCCAUCACCCUGGUCUUCAUGUCAGUCUCCUUCGGCACUGACCACUGGCUGGAGUUCCGUGUUGACCGAAGUCUGGUUACAGAACCGGAUAUUAAGAAUACAGAAGGAGCCAAAAUCUACCAUUCCAGAGACCGGGGAUUGUUUAGGGAAUGUUACCCUGGCAACGACACAGCCUUUUUGGACACUGCCAAAGACAAGGUAGACGGGUACUGCUUCAACAUUGACUACGAUAUGCCAGAAAACAGCAACAGCUACAGUGAUUACUUCAUAUCCAGAUUACACUUGAACAGAUGCUUCUUGGCAUUUUUCAUCAUAGCCAUUGUGUUGUUUGUCCUGGCCUAUGUGUUUGGCCUUAUUCUGUGCUGCCUGCGCUUCUCACGUUGGGCCUACAUAGCUGGACUCUUCUCAUACUCUGCUGCCUUCUCACUAGCAGCUGCCAUUGCAUUUUUCCAUGGAGCUGAGUACAUUGAGAGGAACAAGAUGACUGAUGCUUACUCUUACAGUCAAUGGUCUGCCCUAUUGAAGAACGCCACCACACGUAACUAUGGAUGGUCCUACGCCCUGGGCUGGGUUGGAAUGAUCCUGGCAGCUCUAGCAGCAACCUUCUACUCCCUGGCCGGAUGUUACAUCACCAGUGAACGCUAUGAGGACAGGGAAGUCCUGGAAAAGCAAAGACCAAGGGAUUACCCCAUAGCUAUGGAGCCAGUGUAUGCUGUGGGAUCUGACCCUUACUACACCAAGCAAUACGGGUACCCUCGUGCAUAUCUUGGACCAAUGGCACCUGAAUACUACGCCAGGAGUUACCCCACACUGAGCUAUGGUGACCCAUCCAAAGAUAUGUGGCACUGGCGUGAGAUUGAAAGUUAAAUGUUUAAACAACAAGAAAUCACUGGUGGAUUAAAUUUUUGGGAGGGUAAAAAAGUAGAAAAAUAUUUUUUUCGGAACAAUUAUAACUAGGAUAAACAGGGACAUGUUUUUUAAUAAAAAGAGCAAUCAGAAAACAAUAAGUAUGUAUUUUUAUAAUUUGUUGAAAAUUUUAAAUUUUAGACCAGGUACUAAUACAAUUUGAAUACAUUUGUUUAUCCUUUACCUUAAACAACUCCAUCGUUUUUUAAUACAAUUUUUUUUUAACAUUUACUAAUUUAAAUGAGGAUUUCCAAUAUUUGGUUUUUAAAGGUGUUAUUCUUAUUUUCAAAAGUAAAAUUUUUUAAAAGUUAUUCAGUGCUUUUUCCAACUUACUUAUAUUUUGUUCUUUUUUUUUUAAAGGAAAAAUUAACUUUUAAAGCAGCCACUUGGGCAUAAUCUUUGCUUUGUUAAUUUUAGAAAACUAGCUAUCCACAAGUGAAUUUAAUUCUACUGAUUGUCAUCAUCAUACAUUUUAUAAUUUUAACCUGUUAAGUCUAACCUAAAUAAUUUAAUUUGUAUAGAAUGAACCACUCUUACAAUAUAGCUCUUCAAUAUUAGGAGUGUUCAAAUGUUCAUUUAUCUAUUGUUCUCACACAAUAGUUAAUUUUGCUAAAAUGUUAUGAGUGAAAAAUUAUAAUAUUUAUCUAAGACUUAUUAUUUUACACCCUUAAAAUUUCAGUUAGGAAUAAUCCGGAAUUAGAUUUUCAUAUUUGAUCAGUGGAUUACUCUGUUAAUUGUUUACUUAAAGUAGUAAGUUUUUUUUUUAUCUUGAAAGGUUAGGGGAAAUGCUUUUUAUUAAACAUGUAUAUCAAACUUAUAUAUUUAUAUAAUACUUCAAUGAAUUGUUAAUCCUUACUAUGCAAUGCGUGACUGUAUGUGUAUCAGUGGUUUAGGAGUAUGCCAGGUGUGUCAAUGUGUCAAGGUAACUUGUUGUGUUACCUGUGAGAAUGAAAGUCAGGUUUGUGUCACAUUUCCUUCACCUGGUUCGUUCAGGUGAGGUUGGCUGUGUAGUUAUGCAAUAAAUAUAUAACUCGUUCAUUGUUAUUUAAAUAAUAUAAAUGUAUGUUAACAUUUCAACCAUGACUGUAAAGAAUAUUAUAGACAAUUAUAAACAAGGGAUUAAUGCUAAAUUUUUUUUUUCCGUUUCACAUACAUCACAAUAAUUUUGUUUUCCAUAUUUAAAUUUAUUUUAAAACAAAUUGUUUCCUAAAUUGUUUCAUUUAUUUUAUAGUUUGAUUUUUAAACUAAAUUUCAAAUUAAAAACUGUUUUUACCUCACUUCCACUCAUAGUUGUACAAAUGUAAUCACCAUAGUAAUCCUGUUUUUCAUUCUUUAUGUAUAAACACUCUGAUUAAAUCAAAUAUUUAAAAAUUUUAGUAACUACAUUUUUAUUUUUAUAAUACCUUCAUUAAAUUUUUAAUGCUAUUAACAGAAUACUGUUUUACUUUUAGAUACAAGUAAUUAGGUAAAAAGAAACAGAUGAUUUAAGUUAUAUUACUAAAAUUAACUUUUGUUCUUUUCUUAGGCUUAAGCUGCCAACUAACUAAAGCUAUUGUGUCAAAUUUUAUAUAUUUCCAAAUAUUUGUAUAAAUUCAACAUCCCUUAACAAAAAUUACUUCAUAGCAUUUGUAUAUUGUACAUAAGUUAUUCCAUAUGCUAUUAUACCUAAAAAAAAAUACACUUUUCUUAAUGUAUAAAAUGUUUAGAAAAAAUCUAUAUUCUAAAGGUCUAUGAAUAAAUAUUUUUUAAAAA
Messenger RNA from Physella acuta, 2938 nucleotides. RefSeq names its product transmembrane protein 178B. The record is from RefSeq and is a predicted model, not a curated record. Gene Ontology annotation, cellular component: membrane. NCBI's taxonomy places the organism in Eukaryota, Metazoa, Mollusca, Gastropoda, Physidae.